AUGGCGGACGCGGCGGUGACAACUGUAAACCUCAAGAAAUUGAAGGUAUUUUCACCUAUCUUUCGCUAAUAGUGGUUGAUCCCGCAGGAGAGAAUGCCUAGUAGGCAAUAUUUUUAAUGUAGGCGAAGAUAGCGGUCAAUCUGACUGAUCGGUUGCAGGUAACAGUGCGAUUCAAGGAAAGCUGUUGUGAAAGUUUAGUCGACGAUAAAAAAACAAAGCAAUGUUUGUUGUACGCAAAAUGAGUUUUGCGGAUGCUUCGGUGAUUUUAACAACUAUUUUCCUGAUGAAGAACGGGUUCAAGCGAGUAUAAAAGUGUAAAUCCUGUCAAGAUCUCUUAUGUACUUGAACAAUUUAUUAACUAAUAUAUUUUCAGGGCAUGAAGCGAUGUCUUCAGUUCAGCGACCUCCCAAUAAAAUAAGUAAUGCAUAAAAUUUGUUGUGGUGUUUAAAGGUAGCUGAGUUAAAGAAAGAGCUUACAGACCGUGGCCUUCCUACAAAAGGCAAUAAAAGUGAUCUACUGGCAAGAUUAGAGAAAUGCCUUUCUGAGCAAGGUGAGACGAUUGCUAUUCUUAAACUGCUGGAUUGCCAAGAGUUAGUGCCUUUUUAUUUCUGAAUAAGAUGUAGCUCAAUCGGGUACUUUAAAAGGGGCCAGAAAAAAAAGAAAAUACAUUGUUUGGCGUGACUUUUAACUAGGAUCGAUCUCAUGAUAGGGGGAUUGUUAUGUUUAUAAAUAAAUGUAUUUGUCAGAUCCUCUUUUUACCUUUUGAAUGGUUAGGUGUGGUUGUAAGCCAAGAUGAGAAUGAAGAGAUCACUGAUGAUCAUGAUGUAGAAGAUGAACUGGACAAUGAUGCUGAUGACCUAGAUGAUGUUGAUGAUGGAGAGGAUGUGUCAGAACAUUUGGUCACAGAGGACUCUGAAGAAGAAGCCAAAGAAAAUAAGGCAACUAAGGUGAGUUGUUUCAAGAAGAAAAAUGUCCAUCAUGCCAGGAAAAUCUGACAACAAAAAAUUUUAGUCCUUGACUAGAGCUGCUACAAUGCCAAUAUCCAGUUACACGUAUCUUGACCUCACACUUGGUCAAAAUAAUAUUAUUAUUUAUAUGGCUGUCUUGACAAGCAAAUUCUGUCUUCUGAUUGGCUACUGGAGCAGACUAUAUGGACCUUGUAUCUUGGUUGCUCAGGAUAACCUUCAUAGUUACGUAUAGUUUCUGCCAAAAAAAUGUUCUCUAGCAAUUUUGUUGCCUUUUUGACAUUGUAACUUAUAAUGUUGUUCUACUAUCCAGGAAACUGUAGAGGUAGAAAAACAAGAAGAACCUUCUCGUCCUGUGUAAGUACAGUAUAAAAAUACAUAUACACUUGAUAUCAAUACGAUACAAAUUUGUUGUCUGUUAAAUUAAUGCUUGAUAAUAAGGCACACACAGGUACAGGCAACGGAGAAUUUUCAGAUUUUACACAGUGUGAUAAGGUAUUUUUUUAUCUAUCCUUAACCNCCUCACACUUGGUCAAAAUAAUAUUAUUAUUUAUAUGGCUGUCUUGACAAGCAAAUUCUGUCUUCUGAUUGGCUACUGGAGCAGACUAUAUGGACCUUGUAUCUUGGUUGCUCAGGAUAACCUUCAUAGUUACGUAUAGUUUCUGCCAAAAAAAUGUUCUCUAGCAAUUUUGUUGCCUUUUUGACAUUGUAACUUAUAAUGUUGUUCUACUAUCCAGGAAACUGUAGAGGUAGAAAAACAAGAAGAACCUUCUCGUCCUGUGUAAGUACAGUAUAAAAAUACAUAUACACUUGAUAUCAAUACGAUACAAAUUUGUUGUCUGUUAAAUUAAUGCUUGAUAAUAAGGCACACACAGGUACAGGCAACGGAGAAUUUUCAGAUUUUACACAGUGUGAUAAGGUAUUUUUUUAUCUAUCCUUAACCGUAAAUAUUAGUUGAAUGCUCAAUGUCAGAAGGCCAAUGUACUCAUAAGUGAAAUAAAUAAAUAAAUAAAAUGUAAACAAAUAAAGAUUUGGAGGUACCGCAUCCACCAAGUGGUUCUUUGUGUACCUGGUUCCUGGUCAAAUUGGAAUUGGUUUUUGAGGAGGGGGGAAAACCGGAAUACCCAGAGAAAAACCUCUCGGAGCAGGGGAGAGAACCAAAAACAAACUCAACCCACAUAUGGAGACAACGUCGGGAGUUGAACCCAGACCACACUGGUGGGAGGUGAGUGCUCUCACCAUUGCGCCAUCCAUGCCCACCAAAGUUUGGCAUAACAAAUAUUGCAGAAGGUUUUGUUCAGUGGUUCUCUUGUAUUACAAAUUUAUUAUUUCUUUUAUCUUGAAAGUUGUUUUAGGAUGUAUUUUCUUUUACUUGAAAUCCCCAUUAACUUGAGCAAGUUCGAUCUUCUGUUAAAAGAUAAAAGAUUUUUCAUUUGCGUUGCACUCAAACAAUAUAAAUCUUCUAAAGCACUCAAAACAAAAAAAAAAACUGGCAAACAUGAGCAUAUGACAAAAAGUACACCCAGAGAAAAUGAAAAUAAAACACUGCAAUCAUUUGACAACAAAAUUAUAUACUGUGCAAGAAAUGAUUCAUUGGACAAAUGCCAAAUGAAAUCAAACAGUCUUUAGAGCCUACUUAAAACCCUGAACAUUCCAUAUACUUCUGAUAGCUACAGGUACAGGAAGAAUGUUCCACAGUGAGGGGUUGACACAAGAGAAGGCCCUGUCCUGGAGGGUCUUCCUAACACUUAUGUUGUCACCACAGUGUGCAUAUUAGACUGUUCACAGUCUCCUAUUUUUUCCAUAACAUCAUGAAGGUCAGGCGUUUAUCGUUAUGGGCUGCCACCUUGAUUUUUAUUGUACUUAGGGUUUAGGCUUCAAGAUUUAUAGUGGUGGGGGGGGGGGGGAGAGAUGAGAGAAAUAGGGCAAGAAAAGGAAAGACAUCACUUCCUCUCACCCCGCUAAGUAGAGGUGAUGCCAAUACUCACCCCCAGGCUAGAAUGGGUAUAUUUGAAAUGAAGAUGGCUGCUCAUAAGCCACUUGAUCCCAAUGAUCUUAUGGAAUAAAGAAGACUGUCAACAGUCUUUGUUCAUGUAUUAGCAUUACACUGCUCAUUUUGAAAGCUUUUCUGAGAGUAUUUCUAUUUUUUUGUUUUCUCAUUUCCCAGUAAAAGGGUACCUGUCACACCUCCAGAAAAGAAGCCUGGUGAAGUAAAACUGACAGAUGAACAGGUGAAUGCAUUAUUUCCCGUUAUUUGACCCUUUAGCCAAUGAUUAUAAUGUGGCUAGUUUGUGUGCCUUGUAUAUUUUAAUUUAACCUCUGAAAAAUGCCUUCAUACAGUAUAGAUGAAUUGAUGGGUCUAAAGUACAGGUCACAUUCCACAGGUUGAUAAAUUAUUUAGCCACACAGUUUCCCUUCAAUUUAAAAGACCAUUUUGUAAAGAGAUUAGGGAUAGGAGACACUUUUGGUGCUGUUUAUUUGUCUUUUAACUUUAGCUUGGUGACCUGUACUCUGAUCUGUGGAAUGUGGUGACCUGUAUUCACGUUUUUACCAGUCAACGGUUUGGUUUAUUUAACUGUAAGGUUUGGUACAACAGUGCAAUUACAAGAGCUGAUCACAGCUGAUCACCCAACCAGUUUCUAACCAUGCCCAGCAGAGCUUAACUUCAUUGGCAAAUCCAAGUUUCGCGAGGGUUUGCAAAACAUGUAUUAUUUUCUAGUAAAAUGAGUAAUUAAUUUUUUUAUACAGCUUUAAGUCACAGAUAACAAACUGUAAGGUUUGGUACAACAGUGCAAUUACAAGAGCUGAUCACAGCUGAUCACCCAACCAGUUUCUAACCAUGCCCAGCAGAGCUUAACUUCAUUGGCAAAUCCAAGUUUCGCGAGGGUUUGCAAAACAUGUAUUAUUUUCUAGUAAAAUGAGUAAUUAAUUUUUUUAUACAGCUUUAAGUCACAGAUAACAAACUGUAAGGUUUGGUACAACAGUGCAAUUACAAGAGCUGAUCACAGCUGAUCACCCAACCAGUUUCUAACCAUGCCCAGCAGAGCUUAACUUCAUUGGCAAAUCCAAGUUUCGCGAGGGUUUGCAAAACAUGUAUUAUUUUCUAGUAAAAUGAGUAAUUAAUUUUUUUAUACAGCUUUAAGUCACAGAUAACAAUUUUGGUUUCAUAAUAGAAAAAGGCUCAAAGACUGGCAAGAUUUGGUCAGUCUUCCCCAGGGACAGAAGCUGAUAAAAAACAGGCUCGAGCCCAGAGGUAUGUUAGUACAUGUAAAUCUGCUUAACCUUGGUGAAUGUGUGUGGCAGGAACAUGGUGAAGUUGAGUUCAGUGCAUGAUAGUGCAUGGCAAGGUGAAUUUUGUUAAAAGCGUUACUCAAUCAUACAGUAAAUGUGCCCUUUGACAAGAAACGUUUGGCUCUGCAAUGUUUUUCAUGACCCAGGUGUAAAAAGUGGUAGCAGUCACAAAAAAAUUAAUAUGCCCUAAAAUGAAGAGUCAUGAUAGCUUGGUCACAAGCAGCCAUAAAAGUUGUGUCUAUAACCAGGAUGAUCUUCUGUACGUAAUUUUACCUCAAGUUUAUACAGAUAGCUUUCAGUUGUUGCUUUUUUCAGGUUUGGGUUAUCCAGUCCUACAAGUAAUGGAUCCAAAAUUAGUUCUCCAAUUGUUUCACCAAAGGUAAUUGUCAUUAAGUACAGGCGCGGAUCCAGGGGAGGUGAAAUGGGUGAAUUUUCACCCCCCUUUUUCUGAGCCCCCUUCUUUCUUUUUUUUUCUUAUCCCUCAAAGUUGCUCUUGCAAAAGGUUCGUGUGGAGAACUGAAACCAUGGUCUUGCCUGAUCACAAACUGUGGCAAUAACAAAACAGUUUAAGGACUGUUAAGCUUACUCAAAGCUAUUACCAAGAGAGGAACUACGCGCUCCAGUCAAAAGACUCACACUAUCUUUAGAAAACACCAAGCUGGAGUUUACUGAGUCACAAUUCAAUUCUCCAUAGUAAAUUUAUGUAGCUACAGUUUAGGCUGCAGUUCACUCUUAUAAUUUUGGAUCUGUAAGUCACUAUCCGUGAUAAUUUAACAUUCUGCAAAGAAAACUGACGACCUGGGCCCAGCGUGAUACAGCAUUGCAGAAAAACAUUACACUCACGGACUAAAGAAAAUCGUUUAGUUAUUCAGAUCCAGAAGGCACCUUGGAGGAAAUUGGAACCCUUUUUCAGCCGCAAUAAAAAAGCUUUAUGCUUCAAAAGAGGUCAAAAAAAUGCGCUUGCAUCAGAGGGCAAAUCCUGCCGACCCGAAAACAAUAACUACAGUCAAUCGAUAUGUAUGUCACGACCUCUCAGUGUGAAACAUGCGGCUAAAAUCACAUUUGGUCAGUAUAAAUGCAGAACCUUCCAGAGCAUAAUCUACCCAGCAGAUAAAAACAAUUUUACUGGAAUAAGCAGCAUUUUGGCAUGAGGUAAAAGUCGUGUAGGCCUACCACCCCCUUUUAUUGCUAUUCAUCGGAAAUCAAUCAUGCUGAUGCACAGACCUCAAACACCUCAACCAGGCUGGAUCCGCGCCUGAAGUACCUGUUGUCACGAAAGAAUAGGCCCUUCACAACUCAGCAUGCUUCUUCUUUUGUAUUUCCUUGAAUAAUAGUAGGGGGCAAUUAUUACUUUUUUCGCACAGAAAGGGGGCAAUAGCUUUGUAUUUGAGGGAGGCGAUUAUUUGAAAUAUUUGAAGUCGUGCCCUUAAUAUUUUGUUUUAUUAUAUAGACACAAGUGUUUUACUGGAAAAUAUACCACUCGCAAAAUUCAUAAAAACUCCAUCUGGGACCCAAGUGGUUUAUUUUCCAUAAUAUCACAUUUGAGUUUAUCGAUAAGGAAAUUUCAGUAAUUUCCCUCAAUUUUUUUAGCGAUGUAUUUUUGUCCAUAUGAUAAAAAGAACAUUACACGGCGGCUUGAAGAUAUGAAUUUUAUUUUCUCAUGGCAAAAACAAAAUUUUACUCACUCGCUGUGCUCUUUUUAAAUUCAUAUCUUCGCGCCACCGUGUAAUAUCCUCUAUUUAUUAUCCCAUUAAAUCAUAAAAUGAUCACAUCAAAUAAACUGAACAUGGGUUUUUUGGGUGUUCCAAAUUUUGGUUCCUCGAUAAAUUUUCAAUGUCAAAUAUCCUCAGCAUCAGAGCUUGGAUCAUUACUGAUCAAUGUUCUGCUGAAUCAGAAACUUGACAGUGAGGGGAUAAAAGAUUGAGAAGAUGACGAGAGGGGUGGGGGGAGGCAAUAAAUUAUUAGAGGGAGGCAAUUAUUUUAAACAUUUCUGUCUAAGGGCAGCAAUUAUUCGAGGGAGGCAAUUAAUCGAGGGAUGGCUGUUAUUCAAGGAAAGAAGUUAUUUUGUCUUUCUAAUCCCAGGGCAUGGAUGUUGAAAAACUUAAGCAGAGAGCUGAGAGAUUUGGAGCAAUUUCUCCUGUGGUGACCAAGGUACUCAUAGCUCAAAUGAAACACUAUUUUUGUUGUUUACUAUUGGUUUUUUGCGUCUUGCGCAAAAACCUUUUAUACAUGAUGUAGUAAUCCCCAGCUAUAUAUAUAUAUUUUUUGAUUCACAGCUUGAAGAGAAAGAUAAAUUACUGAAGAGGAAACAAAGAUUUGGUGUCACUGUGUCUGCAUCUCCAUCAACAGAUGCCGAUGUAAGUUUUGUGUCGCUACGGCGACUAUGUCAUGCUAUUUUCUAUCAUUUUAGCUAAAAAUGAAAUGUGUCUGUACAUCAAUUGAAUUCCAAAACUGAUGUUACAGUUUUGUUAAGACCAUUAUUAUUUUAGAUAUUAAAACUGUUUCCUGUUGUCUGUUGCUAUGGAUUGCAAGGAUGGGCAUGGAUUUAAACUUGAAAAAAUUAGGCCAAGUUUUCAUACUACGCCUGCAAAAAUCACCAAAAAAGCAUAAAGUUGCUGCUCUCUGAUGAAAUUUGUCUGAUUUCUUCUUUAUAACUGUACAGAAUCAUUUUGUGUAUGAGUAAAUGCACUAAUUAAUGACUUCAGCACAGCAAUAUCCUCGUCACCUAGCCCCUUAAAGAGCUGUGUCACGAAAUUCUGCCAAAUUAGGACAUUACAAAAUGCCUGUUAAAUUAGGAGAAACAUAAAAAUAACUGCUUAAAACAUUAAAGGAAGGUUAAAAUAACACAAGAGAAACAACAGGUGCCAUGGAUGGGCAAAACUGAAGAAGAUUGAAACAGAUUGAAAUUAGGGUUUUUGAAAACUGUUCAGCCUAACAGUCUUUCAAAGUUGAUCCCUGCUGCUUGCAACUUCAAAAAUAACGCUCAGGAGACAUAUUUGUUUGUCUCGGAUCUCAGAUUUUGUCAUUUACAUGAAAUUUCUUUGCUUACUUUAACUUUCAUAGCGAUUGAGGGCGAGUAAUUGGCAAAAUUAAGCGAAAUGAACUGUACUGCUAUGACACAGCCCCUUUAAACAGUCAUUUAAACUCAUCUUGACAAUAGAUGAGCUUGGGGAAGGUGCCUGGUAAGAUGGUGGAGCCACUGAGUACAAGAGCCGACAAUUACGAUAACCUUGACAACCCUGUGAGUGACAACCACCAGGCACCGUCACACUGAAAAACAGCGGAACAAUAAUACUUACCUCAUGCUUACCACAGAGAAGUAGGGAGAGCAGGGAGUCAAUUUGUUGAGCGCAAACGAAAACAGGCAGAGCACACGUGAGAUUGAGUUGACGUGGACAACGUUGCUGUAAAACCACGUGACCCACUGCAGACCCCUUGACCACUCUGCAUGCUCGCGACAGGGGAGGCCGCCAAUCAGCGUUGUUUCGCGUUUAACUUAGGUUAAAGUAGACAAACAUGUUGUUACGUAACUAUUUUAUCUUAAACUCUCUGUAUUGUUGCUAAGAAACGUUUAUUCUCUGCUUAUUUCUAGGCCAAAAAGAAAAAGAGAGCUGAAAGAUUUGGGCUGUGA
Porites evermanni is the source of this 7887-nucleotide messenger RNA. NCBI's taxonomy places the organism in Eukaryota, Metazoa, Cnidaria, Anthozoa, Scleractinia, Poritidae. The record is from the annotation of a GenBank genome assembly.